AUGACCCGUGGUAACCAGCGCGACAAGGCCCGUGAGGCUGCUCAGAAGAAGGCCAACUCUGCCAAGACCAAGAACAGCAUGAGCGGCACCGAGUUCCAGCGCGCCAAGGAGUCUGCCGCUGAGAUCAUGAGACAGAAGCAGGCCGCAUCCGAGGCCAAGAAGGCAGCGGAGGGUGCCGGCGGAAAAGAUGCGAAGAAGAAAUAG
Colletotrichum karsti is the source of this 204-nucleotide messenger RNA. RefSeq names its product 4f5 domain protein. The coding region runs from base 1 to 204 and encodes 67 amino acids. The transcript is spliced from 3 exons. The record is from RefSeq and is a predicted model, not a curated record. Lineage: Eukaryota; Fungi; Ascomycota; Sordariomycetes; Glomerellales; Glomerellaceae.